Messenger RNA from Pelagomonas calceolata, 1145 nucleotides. Lineage: Eukaryota; Pelagophyceae; Pelagomonadales; Pelagomonadaceae. The record is from the annotation of a GenBank genome assembly.
GCGGCAAUUUAAGCAUUUUAGGCGCAAGCUUGGUCGACGGGCACGCUGGGCUCCAGGGAAGGGGCAUCGGUACGUCAGCAUCGUCCACAGCCUCUCCUGCCGCGCUGCGCUUCAUCUCUGCGCGACUCCGAGCCGCAUAAGAGCGUCCUUGCACGGGCGCCAAUUUGCUGCAAGAGCACGCGCGUAGACGCCGACGCGCCCAUUCGCUGCCAGCGCACGCGCGCAUUUGACCAAGGCACGGAAGCACUGCCGCAAGCGCCCGACGACACACAAUGCCGCCCCGCAAGAAACGCUCCGCCUCGGCCCCGCCGAAAGGCUCUGAAGCCUCGCCCUUAAAGAAGGCCGCCAUCGAGGCGAUCACCUGUCCGAUUACACGCCAAUUGGUCGUCGAUCCUGUAGUUGCGGAAGAUGAAAAUACCUACGAAAGUGCGGCCAUCCGCCAGUGGCUCCAGUCCAAUUAUAGAAGUCCGAUGACCAAUGAAAGGAUGGGCGAUCGACUGACGCCGAACAGACACGCGCGGCUGAUGGUCGAGGCCGCCGUCAAGGAGGGCGCCGUGCCUUCGGAGGACGCGGCCCAGUGGCACAUUUCGUCGGCGAAAUUAUUGGCGUCGGGCGACGUGCCCGGCGGCAUGUCCUCUGCCAUAGAGCAUCUGCGCGAGGCGCCCAAGACGCCAGAAACUGAUCUACUGUUGAGGUGUGCUACUCUACGCACUCAAAUGGAUUCGCUGCGAAACGAGGCCGCUUCGCUCGACGUGCAGGGCGUCGACGCCUUCUUUACGAUGCCAGCGCAACCUCGGGCGGACGGCUGGCGGCCGCCGGCGGGCUGGCGGCCGUUGGAACGCUUCGACGAUACGUUGGAUGGCGCUUUGGUCCGAGUCAUACCAGAUAGAGACGAAUUCCAGCGACUGUGUGAACGACCGGCGCCGGGCGCCGUCGAGGCUGUGGAAUGGUGCGACGACAUGGAGGCCAUGUGCGGGCGCCACUACGCGAUCGAGGCGGUCUACUCCAAUUCCUGUGGCUACGAGCUGACCAAAUCAGAUACCGAUGAUACCUUCGCGGUGCCCUUCGACGCGUGCAUGUUCGUGUCGCGCGAUACCUCUCCGGAAUUCCGGGAGCGGUUCGACGUGUACAUCUGAGUAACUAUC